Messenger RNA from Lachancea dasiensis, 1476 nucleotides. The record is from the annotation of a GenBank genome assembly. NCBI's taxonomy places the organism in Eukaryota, Fungi, Ascomycota, Saccharomycetes, Saccharomycetales, Saccharomycetaceae.
AUGUCCACUACAACCGAGUUAUAUCCUCUCACCCGGACCCUUACGGAUGUCUUGGACGAUGAACUACUACACAUGUCUGCCAACAUGGGCCAAGAAUCCCUCCAAGCUCCGAAAUCCUGGAAAAAUCGAUCUUUAGAGGAUUUGCUAGUUAUCCCAUACCAAUCUGCCACGCCUUCGUCUUACGAUUCUAACGAAUACAAACAAUCCAUGUUCAGUAAGUAUGCAGACCCAUCGCUGACCACUAUGUCCAUGCAAAAACCUAGCUCGUACAGGAAACAGGGGACAUCUCCUUCGCAGGUGUCAUCUGUGACUCCAGUUCAAGCCACCAUUUCCCUGAACAAAGUUAUGACCAAUAAUCCGUUCGCAAGUCGCUUGCCAAAUGCAAGUUCUGAAAUUCGCAUAUCCUCUCCAGCUUUAUUCCAAGGGGAGGACGAGGAUAUGUUGAACGCGGGUGGGGAAAGUUUUCCUCCAGAUUUCUACGAUGACGAUAUAAACAGCCACAAAUUGGCCAGUUGGCCUCUUCAAGAAUCUGCUACGAUGUCACAGGACGCCAUGUCAAUUUUCGAUCGCGAGUUUGGUGACGACUUUAGUGACGAUGAUGAAGAAGACUAUGACGAAGACAGAAUCCCUAACUGUAGCGAAAGCCAAUGCUUACACGACCGUCAAGAUCAAGAUUUCGGCGUUCUGCCCGAAGAAGAUGCCAAUACGUUCAAUCCCAGUUUAAAUGCAGAUGACGACUCUCUAAUUUUUGAUAGACGUAGACCAGGUUCGCGAUUUAUGGACAACAGUCUAAAUGAUAACGCAAUAAUGGAGGACGAUGAUGUCGCCAGGGGGGAUGACGAAGAGGACGAUUUUCAAGGGCCCGCAGCUGGCGUGGAGGGCAGCUUCUCUAGCGGUGCCCCAUGUGAUAAAAGAAACAGCAGUGUGGUGUGUUUAAGCAACGAAUACAACAGAGCUCUACCUAGCUUAGAAGGAUCCCGGGAGGCGUCGCUCCCUGCAGAUGCCGAUGCCUUUUCGCAGAGAAAACUGAAUGACCAAAGAUCGCUCUCGAUCCCGUCCCUCAACCUUGGGAAUAAAAAGAAAAAGAUACCUGCAAGGCGGAAAUCCUCUACAGUGGCACCUUCGAUACCAAUAGCUAAGAAAAAGACUCUUUCGGAAUCGGUUAUACAAGGAAACGCUUCACAGGAGGUACACUCUUGCGAGCUGAUCAAUCCUGUGACAAAGGAAUCGUGUGGGAAGAAGUUUUCCAGACCGUAUGAUCUCAUUCGACAUCAAAAAACUAUACAUGCCACAAAGAAAAAGGUUUUCCGUUGCGUCAUUUGCAUACAGCAGCAGGGCGAGGAAGGGUAUGAAAAAACGUUUUCUCGUGGUGAUGCUUUGAGUCGACAUAUCAAGGUCAAGCAUGAUUUGAGUGGCCCAGAGGCUCAAAAGGCGAUUCAGUUUGCCAAAGAAAACGUAGAAUUCGCUGCAGCCUGA